AUGGAUGAAAGCCCGGAGAAGUCCAUAUUUAGCUCUUGUACAGAUCAGGGCAAUUACAUCAUUGAGCAGAGUCGGUGCGGUAGGGACUUCCAGGCAAAGAAAAGGGAAAAUCAGUACAGAAUUUUACAAGAUGAAUUAGAAAACCGUUCUAAUCAGGUGCGAUGUGCAGAGAAAAAAUUACAACACAAAGAAUUGGAGUCACAGGAACAGAUAACUUACAUACGACAAGAAUAUGAAACAAAAUUGAAAGGGUUGAUGCCAGCAUCCCUAAGACAAGAACUUGAAGACACCAUUUCCUCCCUAAAAUCACAGGUUAAUUUUCUGCAAAAGAGAGCCUCCAUCCUUCAAGAAGAACUGACUACAUACCAAGGCAGAAGGUAACUGCACAAGAGAAUGCAAUGGAUACAACUUCCAGGCUGCGCUGUGGACUUCCUCCGGCAGGUUUGAAGAUUUGGAUAUUGUAAACUGUGAGAUCAGUGGCAUUUUUAAAAUCCUUAAAUGUAAUUAAGAUCAUAAACACAUGCAUCAUUCAUACGCUAGUGGGGUGGUUUUAUUUGUGUCUGCCUAAGUUAUUUUUUUAACAUUCCUUUAUUUCUGAUUUUCAUGUUUGUGUGCAUUUGAGUAUGUGCUGAGAACUGCUUAUACUGGGCAAAGAAAUGAUUUCUUAUGAUACGCCUUGUUAAUCCUUUUGCAUAGAAUUUUACCAGUUGCGUACGAUCAAAAUCACGUUGAUAGUAUCCUAUCAAAAAUUCUGACCUGUUUACAUUGUUUUCAUGUUCAUGUUCAUAUAUUAUUAAAAUAUUAUUUUGUA
This is a messenger RNA of Chlorocebus sabaeus (green monkey), 811 nucleotides long. The record is from RefSeq and is a predicted model, not a curated record. NCBI's taxonomy places the organism in Eukaryota, Metazoa, Chordata, Mammalia, Primates, Cercopithecidae.